AUGUAUCGAGUAGUUGAGAAGCCGACAUGCUUGUGUCUGAAAAACGAGAAUUGCCAUUGCCACUGUGAGGCCUGUGGUUACCAACACUCAUGCACAUGUCUUGUCCAAGAAGCAGGCCGCUUGCAACCGGAUCCAUAUACUUCCUGCCACUCUCCGAUCUUCGACACUCCAUCCAGUCCCCUUCCAUCUUCUUCUUUUUCUCUGUCGAUUCGGCCAGAUUCUCCAGUUUCUUCCGGCGACGUUGGACAGGUUGAAAAAGAUAUCAUGUUAAAAAAUUUUGAUAAGUUGAUAAACGCACAUUCCGCUCUGGAAGAGCAUCUUCGUCAAUCAAUGAAAAAGAAUCUUCAUUCUGCUGCAGAUGAGAUUCAGAAAGCUUUAAGCUCAGUGAUGGCUCUUCUUCCGAAUUCGGAACCGUCUCUCCCUCCCCGCAGACCUUCUUCUACGAAAUGUUCAGCUCGAGACGUCAUGAACAGUCAUAUCCGACUAGAGGUUCCCCCAAAAAAUCAAAAGCGUCUUGAAUUAUCUCUUCUUCUUCAGCCUCGUCGUUAUUCCCGUCCUUGUCCACCAUCCACUUCGUUAGCCCCGCUUGUCCCGAUCAACGAACUUUCCAUUUGUGCCAUUUGUUUGGAGGCUGACGCACCUAUGCCAGAAGAUGCGGAUCCAAUGGAAGACUCUUCUCAGUGGAACUACUGGAAGAAGUGUCCAGAGUGUGAGCUUCCAGCUCAUUGGGAAUGUGCACUUGGUCAGCGUUCAUGCGCCCAUUGUAACGUUCUAUUUGUGGAUUAUGAUUGA
Molecule: messenger RNA, 792 nt
Organism: Caenorhabditis briggsae
Lineage: Eukaryota; Metazoa; Nematoda; Chromadorea; Rhabditida; Rhabditidae
Exons: 4
Coding region: 1-792 (263 amino acids)
Source: RefSeq, a predicted model, not a curated record